Molecule: messenger RNA, 829 nt
Organism: Paramisgurnus dabryanus
Lineage: Eukaryota; Metazoa; Chordata; Actinopteri; Cypriniformes; Cobitidae
Gene: pigx
Product: phosphatidylinositol glycan anchor biosynthesis, class X
Biological process (GO): GPI anchor biosynthetic process
Cellular component (GO): endoplasmic reticulum membrane
Source: RefSeq, a predicted model, not a curated record
AUCUGCUGUAUCAGCCUCGCCAAACACGGAAGUAACUGCACGCGAUAUCUGCAUAACAGCAUGUCUGCACAUCGAUCAUGAUUCUUUUUUAUUUAUUGUUAAUCGUUUUGGGUUUUAUUCACAAUGGAGGCUCACAAGAAGUGGAUGACUGCUUUUCGUCUAAAUGGUUAAAGUCAGUGAUGAUUUCAAUGAAGAUCACCAAAGCAGGAUUUCACAGAGAUCUUCAAUACAGUGUUCAAUAUGACAAAGUAGAUCAUGAUGUGAAAGCUUUACUAGUCCAGAAGAUGCCAAGUGGAGUCUACAUGGAUGAAUAUCAGCUGGCAACUCUGAGAGAGGAGACCGGUUUGGAGGUUCUUCUGGAUUCAAAGGUUGAUCUGGAAGCACCAGAAUAUUUGUCCACUGGUUUUACCGCUUUUAUUUAUCUUUCCCCAUCAUCCGAGAUCUCUGGGCAACAUGAGGCAACGGUUCCCAUUCACGCCCGGUACCACAGACCCUCAGAGUCUGGUGAUAAAUGGGUUAAAGUGGACAUCGGGUCACCCAGGCUGUUGAUUCGUUCAGAUCAAUGCAAGACUCAAUCUUCACAUUUAUCUUAUGAAUUUGUUGAUGCUCCAUGUACAUUUAGUAAUGUCAGCAUAUGUUCAUGGUUGGAGAUUCAGGAUUUAGAGGAAACAGGACCUGUAAGCCUGGAUAUUCCAGUCGGAGAUGCGAGACAAAUCUUUAUUGUUUGUGUUGGCACUGUAUUAGUAACCCUGCUGAGCUGUUUUUUGCUUUUUAGAGCCAUGUGGAACCACAGGACCUUAAAUAUUUCAAUAAAAACAAAAUAGAUGUU